Molecule: messenger RNA, 204 nt
Organism: Schizosaccharomyces osmophilus
Lineage: Eukaryota; Fungi; Ascomycota; Schizosaccharomycetes; Schizosaccharomycetales; Schizosaccharomycetaceae
Gene: atp15
Product: F1-FO ATP synthase epsilon subunit
Exons: 2
Coding region: 1-204 (67 amino acids)
Biological process (GO): proton motive force-driven mitochondrial ATP synthesis
Cellular component (GO): mitochondrial inner membrane
Molecular function (GO): proton-transporting ATP synthase activity, rotational mechanism
Source: RefSeq, a predicted model, not a curated record
AUGGCAUUCGCUUGGAAAAAGAAUUUUAGCUACUCGAAAUAUGCUUCCGUAUGCUCCCAGACAGUUCGUCAGGCAUUGAAGCCUGAAAUACGUUCUGAUCUUAAGGGUUCCAACAACGUGGAAUUUGUCUAUGCCAAGUGGAAGAAUGGAAACCAGGAACCAGCUCAAACUUAUCGAUCUGCUGACGCCGAGCAACAAAAGUAA